Musa acuminata AAA Group (dessert banana) is the source of this 817-nucleotide messenger RNA. RefSeq lists its product as uncharacterized. The transcript is spliced from 2 exons. Bases 95 to 817 code for a protein of 240 amino acids. Gene Ontology annotation, molecular function: tRNA binding. Lineage: Eukaryota; Viridiplantae; Streptophyta; Magnoliopsida; Zingiberales; Musaceae. The record is from RefSeq and is a predicted model, not a curated record.
CUCAUUUGUGAUUCCAUCCCAGGAUAACGUGAUCCAAUCCCUGCGCCUUCCUUGACGCUUGUGCUACCCGAAGUCACCGAAGGCGAACGUGCAGAUGGCGGCCGCCAUCUCGAGGAGCGGCGCGGCGCUCUUCAUCUCUACCAUCAAUACCCGCCUCCAUUACAAUAAGAUGGUCUCCGUCUCUGCCCGUUGCUUCUCCAUCGUCCGCUCCCACGGGACCUUCACCGGUCGCCACUACUCGCUCCUCCGCUCAUCCCGAACGGCGAGAGUAUACUGCUCCGACUCCCCUCAGUCGACGGCCGCCGAGGCCGCCAGUGCGACGGCGGAGGAAGGCGCUCCUCCUGGUCCCCCUCCGGACCCGCUUCGUGAGUCGGCCGACUCGCUGGACAUCCGGGUCGGGCGCAUCCUCAAGGCGUGGAGGCACCCCGAGGCCGAUUCCCUGUAUGUGGAGGAAGUAGACGUCGGCGAGCCGGAGCCGAGGACCAUCUGUAGCGGUCUCGUCAACUACAUUCCUUUGGAGCACCUCCAGGACAUCAAAGUUGUCGUUCUUGCUAACCUGAAGCCCAGGAACAUGCGAGGAAUCAAGUCAAAUGGAAUGCUUAUGGCUGCUUCUGAUGAAUCUCAUGAAAAUGUUGAGCUUCUUAUACCUCCCGAAGGUUCAAUCCCUGGUGAAAGAAUUUGGUUCGGCUCAGAGGAUGACAAAGAUAAGCAACCCGAUGCUGCAUCUCCUAAUCAGGUAAGGCCUUUGGAUAUCAGGAUUUUUAACCUUCUGUAUACUGUUACUUAUGUGACAGCAUAUAAUCCAACGGCAUAUUGA